UCUCUUUCUCCACAUUCCACUUUAGGACGCGCAGCUUUUCUUUGGCUUCGCUUGUGUUCCGUGCGGAUGAUGAGCGGCGGGAAGCUCAGGCCAAACUAACUUUCCGGGAAGUGAAUGCAGAUGUUUGGAGUUUGAGGCAAACUGGAGAACAAAGGAGGUCUAGCCUAGUUAGCUUCACCAAGGAAGGAUGGAAGCUACGAGAACGAAUUAUAGUGUUUUAAAACGGCAGCUGAUACGGAUAGAAUAACACACACACACACACACUUUAGGAUAGAAUGUAGUGGUGCUUUUUGUAACCAAAACAGAAAAACUAGAAGCACGAAGAUAAUCCUCAGGGACGCGCGAGUUAAAGAUGGAUGAAUGAGGAGCAUGAGGAUAUGGUAACACACACACAGAGAGAUGGUUCAACAUGGCUUAUGAGACGGAGAAGACAUGCCUCUUGAUUCCGCGGGAAUCACGUGCAUCCUGUGUGUUCCACACGGCGGAUGAGAAAGAUGAAAUUCCAGGCAUAGGAGAGGACAGUGUUUUAGAAAUGCUGAGUUACUCAAAGUUCAUGGAUCUGGAGUCGUGGCUUUGCAUGCCAUCAACCUUACUGCCCAGGAGCUUGGACUCGACCUGCUCUGCCUCGCCACAGUCUACUGAUAGUGACUCUGGAGAUGCUGAAACCAGCAGGCCCCCUGAGAGGAAGUCAGUCUAUCUGAACCACUCCCUAGAAAGGGAAAGCUGUCAUGUGCCACCUUCCCCCACUGUGCCAGUCUCUGUGACCCCUCUGGCCCCGCAGACCUCCUCCACUCCAGCUCCGAAGCCAGGGACACACUCCUGUAAGGAAAGUGCGAGUAUAAGGAAGCGCCGCCGUCUUGCUGCCAGUCCCGGAGGCCUGCACUGGAAUGCUUCAGGCUCAGUGCUGCGUGAAUAUGAGCGAGGAGAAGCGGCUGGUGCAUCGCAGGUGAAACGUGUCCCUAAACCUUACGAGUCUGCGACGCCUGGUGCAGAGCUGAGGGGGGACAGAGCGGCACUCAGGAAGUGUGUGUCGGUGGAUGACAGCCUGCUGCAGCGGACACCCACAGAGCCUGGCACACUGCUGAGCCGCCUGGAGAGAGGAAAGAAGAAAGUCAGAAACAUCUACAGCCUCGGGGAGACUGGAAGAUACGAAACUCAUAAAAAAUCCGAGAGCAAGAUUUCUCGCCUGGCUCAGAGACUCAACCAAAGGCAGAGAGAUGCCGCACUGAUCAAGGACUUUCGGCCGCUUCUCUUCUUCAGUGUUUCUCCAGGGAGCUCACAGAGCCUUGACAGGAGCUUCUGUGUUAGUAUGACCCAGCAGAUGCAGAAUCUCCAGCUGAGCCACAGUAAGAAGGGGGCUGCUCCUGUCUCCCCCAAUGCAGCCAAGCGCCUUUACCGGAACCUCUCUGAAAAGUUCAAGGGCAGCCAUUCGUCCUUUGAGGAUGCUUACUUCUUUGGCCGCUCAGAUCGCAUCCGCAAAGCCUCGAAUAUUCAGAGCAGUGAGGCUCUAUUCGAGGCUGUGGAACAGCAAGAUCUGGAUGCUGUACAGAUUCUUCUGUUCCAGUACACAGCAGAUGAACUGGAUCUCAAUACACCCAACAGCGAAGGUCUGACUCCGCUUGACAUCUCCAUCAUGACCAACAAUGUGCCAAUAGCCAAGCUGCUGCUCAAAGCAGGGGCCAAGGAAAGCCCACAUUUUGUGAGUCAGGAAAGCCGUGAGGCUCAUCUCUCAGCACUGGUGCAGGAAGCUCAGAGGCGAGCGAGCGAUCUCUCCACGCAGGUGAUGAGAGAGAGCCUCAGUCUGGAGACGUCAGACAAGGAGAAGCAGCUCAAGGCCUGGGAGUGGAGAUGCAAGCUCUACAAACGCAUGCGCACUGGAUUUGAGCACGCACAGGCUCCAGAGGCUCCGACAGCUGUACGUUUAACUGUGAGCAGCAACACAUCUCUCACUGUCACAUUUCAGGAGCCAGCCAGCAUGAAUUCAGCUGUAGUCACCAGAUAUAAAGUGGAGUGGAGCUGUCUGAAGGACUUCUCUUUAUUAGCUGGAGAACUGAUCCUUGAAAAUCUACAGUGUCUUAAAUGCACAAUAACAGGCCUUACAACGGGGAGGCAGUACUAUGUUCGUGUAUCUGCCUACAACAUGAAGGGCUGGGGGCCAUCAAAACUCUCUCACCCCCCUUGUGCUGCUCCUUCCAACUGGAAGGAGAGCGAUGGUAGAGAGUCCCGGAGGAGAGGGCACAUUGAGGCCAUGGAAAGACUGCUCCAGCAGGUCCGCGCCACACACCAACACUACAGCUGUGGAGACACGUCAAAGCUGCAGAACCCCAGUCGCAAGCAGUCCGUCUCUAAAAGCCUGAAACAUCUUUUUCAUUCCUCCACAAAAUUUGUCAAAACUCUGAAAAGGGGGAUCUACAUAGCCGCAGUGUUUUAUCAUAAGGACAGUCUACUGGUGACUAAUGAGGAUCAGAUACCCAUCGUGGAGGUGGAGGACUCCUACAGCAAUUCCCUCAUGCAGGACUUUCUGUGGUUUACCAAGCUUUCGUGUAUGUGGGAAGAUGUCCGAUGGCUCCGGCAGAGCAUGGCUAUUUCCGCCUCGUCCUCUUCCACACUGCAGUCCAGGCAGAAGAUGCUGGCUGCCACCGGCCAGCUACAGAACCUUUUGGGCACGCACAACCUGGGCCGUGUCCACUACGAGCCGAUUAAAGACCGCCAUGGCAAUGUACUGUUAGUGACCGUCAGGGAGAUGGACAGCUCUUAUUCCUUCUUCAACGGAAAGUGGAUGCAGGUGUCCAAACUUCAGAGCCAGAGAAAGUCUCUGUCCACCCCUGAAGAGCCCUACGCCCUGGAUAUUCUGCUCAUCACCAUACAGGAUAUCUUGGCGUAUCAGCGGCGAAGUCAGCACCAUCUGUCUCCAGGCCUGUACCUGGGCUACUUAAAGCUCAGCAGCUCUGUGGAUCAGAUCAAAGUGCUGGUGCCACAGCGAACACCCAGCAUGCUCUGCCACUCCAGGAUACGGGACAACUGGAAUGUCUCCAGAGAUGAGUGGGAAUGGCUGAAUACUCUGUCUGGCCCUGAGGAUGUGGAAAGUGCAGGUCAGGCAGGAGACUGCAACGCUCCCUUGCUCUUCUGCGAGCUCCAGACAGCCAUUAAGAAUCUGCUCCGCCAGAUCAAUCUACCUCUGCACCAGGUACGAAACAAAAAGGCUAAGCACUUCCGUCUCUACACACAGGAGGUGCUCGAGUUGGGUCACAAUGUGUCCUUUCUUUUGCUGCUGCCUGCCUCAGACGCCGUGUGCACUGCCCCAGGCCAGGCCAAUCCCUACACACCCCACUCGGGCUUCCUCAACCUCCCUCUUCAAAUGUUUGAGCUCGUUCACUUCUGUGCAUAUAAGGAGAAGUUUAUUAGCCUGUACUGCCGUCUGUCCUCUGUGCUCGACCUGGACGCCUUGAUAACGCAGCAGGCUUUGAGAGAGGCCAUUACAGAUACUGAACUGUCCAUUGCUAAACAAAGACACCAACAUAUACUUGACUAUAUUCAGCAAAUGGAUGAGAUGUGGCGAGAUAUCCGGUGGAUCACUGAUGCCCUGCAGUAUGCCCGCUAUAAACAGCCUCUGGGCGGUGUGCCCAUCACGUGGCUGAUUGAUGCUAGCUCAGAAUCCGUACCACAGAAGUAUGACUCUAUCUCCUCCAGCGCAGACUACCUUCCUACUCCCUCUCCCUCACCUGAGUUAAGAAGAAAGGCUACAGAAGACUCCCAGGCAGUCUCUGAUGAAGAAGGCUGCUCUGAGGUCUUCCUCCCGACAGACAGCGACUAUGACUCCAGUGAUGCUCUGAGCCCACGAGAUCUAGACCUGGUUUAUUCUUCAGCCCAGGAUCUAUCCCAUCAGGCUGUGCACACACUGAGCGGCAGCGCCCCUGACGUCCUGCAGAUGCACGACCUCAAACCCAGCGCCUGCUCUAAGCCAAUACUGGAGACUGACUCCUUCACUAAAGACCUGGAGGAACUGUCCCUGUCCUCUUACUCCAGCAGAUCAUCAGAAAAGACGUCUCGCUACAAGCGCAAGCUGCUCUCUAGGAGUCAGCCCCAGAGGAGCUGCUUCAGUGGAACACAUCGCUGGCUGAGGGUCCAGAGUGAGAACCAGACACCUUCACUUUCAGAGGGGAUUUACACCCGGCAGAACGAGCUGGACCUGCCUCUAGAGCUCCCUGUCUCUUUCCCACGCUCCUCCUACAGCAUGGACAACUGGAAGGAAAAUAAGAGUGAGAGCAAAUGCACUGUGCACAGGAUCUUUGUGGAGUCAUGCAAUGAGACAUACCUGAGUGGAGAUGGUGCUCGAUGGCCAGAUGAAAAGGAUGAGGCACAUGAAGGAGCUGCAGCAGGAGGGACGGCAGCUCAGGAAGCGGACUCGGACGACCAAACCAAUGAACUGGUUUCUGACAUACUCAGCAGCACUCUCUAGAACGAGCCAUCCUGUGUUAUUGUAUGUCAUGUCGAUGUGUUUUAUCAUAUUGCCACUAGACAGCCUCUAAGUGAAUACAGUUAUGGCAUGUAGACUCUUCGUGUUCUAGUAUGUGGAAAAUCCAUUAAAAGAAUGUGCAGGAAGAAAAAAACAAGUUGCUGGUCAACUCUGUAGGACUCAUAAACAGUGGCUAUGACUGUUAAUAUACUUACUAUUAAUGCAACAUGAAAUAACAUGCUGCUUUAACUUUUGAACUUGAAACUGCCUCUGCAGAGACUGAUAUGACAGGUGAAAAGUAGUACUUUAACUCCCAGUCUUUAGAAUCGGCUUUCAGAUUUAGUUCUUACAUCUGAGGUAUAAACAUAUGCCUGUGAGUUAAUCAGGUAUACGUUUGCUUCCUAUUGGCAUACACUAAAGUCUCACCUGAAAAAUGUAUUAGUAUCGGAUAAACAGUACCUUUCAAAUGCUUGGACACACCUACUCAUGCAUAGGUUUUUCUGUAUUUUGACUGUUUUCUACAUUCUAGAACAAUACUGAAGACGUCAAAACUAUAAAACAAGACCAUCAGUGGUGGCAUAGUGCACUCCGACCCCAUCUAGUUCAAAAGGAACGAUCUGAAGUGGGCCACCUUGUGCAAUAAAUGUUGCAAGCUACAGUAUAUACACCCUAGGGCCAGAAAUUUGCCAGAAAUUGACCGAGAAGAAGUGAUUUUUGUUGAACUGCUCAUUAAGGCUUAAUUAGUCCAUAACUUCAUUAAUAAUUGUAAUUAAGCAAAUCUGAGUAGAAGUUAUAUGCACCUUAGGUAUGCCUACCUUCAGGCCAGAAAGAAUCAAAAUCGGUGAUGAAUUGAAGGAGAAGAAGCAAUUUGUAUGGAAAUUGCUCAUUAGUGCUUAUUACUCCAUAUCUUAAUUAUUAAUUGCAAUUAUGUAAAUUUGGGUAGAAGCUAUAUGCACCCCGGGCAGACCGACCUUCCUGCCAAAAAGAAUAAAAAUCGGUGAAGAAUUGAGAGAGAAGAAGCGAUUUUCAUGAAAUGUGGAUGACGCCGGACAGAUGCCAGACAACACAUGAUGGCAUAAGCUCAUCGCCUGUCAGCCGGAUGAGCUAAUAACAUCUCAUCUCAUUAUCUGUAGCCGCUUUAUCCUGUUCU
This is a messenger RNA of Neoarius graeffei (lesser salmon catfish), 5606 nucleotides long. It is a transcript of the gene ankfn1a, whose product is annotated as ankyrin repeat and fibronectin type III domain containing 1. The coding region runs from base 410 to 4459 and encodes 1349 amino acids. Gene Ontology annotation, cellular component: spindle. Lineage: Eukaryota; Metazoa; Chordata; Actinopteri; Siluriformes; Ariidae. The transcript has 24 exons. Gene Ontology annotation, biological process: regulation of establishment of bipolar cell polarity; establishment of mitotic spindle orientation. Gene Ontology annotation, molecular function: protein binding. The record is from RefSeq and is a predicted model, not a curated record.